Molecule: messenger RNA, 3734 nt
Organism: Aphidius gifuensis
Lineage: Eukaryota; Metazoa; Arthropoda; Insecta; Hymenoptera; Braconidae
Exons: 1
Coding region: 36-1259 (407 amino acids)
Source: RefSeq, a predicted model, not a curated record
UUCGGACGCUUGUUUUAUAAAAAAAAAAAAAAAAAAUGGAAAUUAAUAAACCAGUUGAUAAAAUACAAGUUGGUGAUUGGUUUAAGAAAAAUAUUAUUCCAAAAAUUUCAACUAACAUUGAUAAAAAUUGGAACAAUGUAACAGUUGAUAUUUCAAUACCAGAAAAUAGUUUUUUUUUAUCAACAGUUUAUUUUAUUGAAAUUAAAUUUGUGGAUGAACAAAAAUCAAUAAAAAUUGUUAUUAAAAAACCAUCUGGUAUGACAACAAUGAGUGAAAAUAUGCAUACACGUCAACAAUUUCACAAUGAAAUAUUAUUUUAUAAUAAUAUUUCAACAGCAAGUAAACGUUAUCCAAAAUGUUAUUAUGCAUUUGAGGAUAAAUAUAAUGUUGACAACACAAUUAUUGUCACUGAAAAUAUUGAAACAAUGGGUUAUAAAAUGUGUCCAGUUAAAUAUGACAUACCAUUUGAGUAUGUAAUUGCUGGUGUUGAGGAAAUUGCAAGAUUUCAUGCAAUGAGUUACAUAAUGAAGUUACGUGAUCCAAAAAAAUUUUAUAGCAUUUGCAACGAAAUCGAAGAGACAAGAUAUGAAAAAGAUGACUGGCAUUCAAAAUAUAUUAAUUUAAUAUCACAAAGACCAAUUAAAUGGUUAAAAAAAGAAAAAUUUGACCCAAAAUUUUGUGAAAAGAUUGAAAAAUAUUUUGAAAAUGCGUAUGGAAAUAUUAUGAUUACGUCACUGGAGGUAAAAGAGCCACUUGCUGUAUUUUGUCAUGGUGAUUUUACGAGAAAUAAUAUUUUAUUUCGUCAUAGUAAAAAUAAUAAUAUUGAGGGUAAAUUAAUUGACUUUGCAAUGUUGAGAUAUGCAUCACCAAGUAUUGACUUGUCAACAUUUUUGUACAUAAGUGUUUCAAACAGUGACAGAAAACAUCGUUUCGAUGAAAUAUUUAAUGCAUACUAUCAAUCAAUGACAAAGUAUUUUGAAGAUGAAAAAAUGGAAAUUCCAAAUUAUUAUUCGUAUGAUGUGUUUGUUGAUGACUACAAACGUAAAGCUAUGUUUGGAUAUAUCAUUGCUAUUUUUUUUUUGCCUCUUUUACGUGAACACGUGAGUUUAAAUGACAUUAAUGAAGAAGAUUUUUUUAACCCUGAAAUAAUGGCAGCAUUUAGUGAAGAUGCAGGUGGUGAUUCUUUGUCCAGAGAAUUUGCAGAUAUGUUACUUGAAAUUCGUAAUUUCGGUGGGCUUGAUCAUGUACAAGAUUUUUAAAUAUUCAAACAAAUCAUAGAGCAAAAAAUUAUUUAAAUAAAAAUUUUGAUGAGAUUAAAUUACUCAAGUCAUUAUUUUAAAAACUCUUCAUGAAUAAAACCAUUGUUUUGAAGUAAUUAUAUAAAAAAAAAAAAAAUACAUUUUUGUUUUUUAUAAAAAAUAUUAUUCAACUAAUUAAUUUUCCACUAAUUAAUUCAUGAUAAAAUCAAAAAUAAACAUAGUACAUUUUUGUAAACUAGAUAUAAACCUUUGACUAAAAAAAAAUAAAAAUCUACAUUGUUGUUUUUUUUUUUUAUUAUUAUGAUUUUUUAAUAAUGUUAAAAUUUAAUUUAAAAAAAUAAAAAUAAAAAAAUACUAUGAUAAAAAUACAUUAAAAAGUUGAAAGGCGAGUGUUUCAUAAAUAUGAUAUGAAUAAGGUAUAAAAAAUUGAAAAAUACAAAAAAAUUAAAAAAAAUAAAAUAAGAGUAUAUAACCAUAAAGAAGGUUAAGCUUAUGCUUGAAAUAAUUUUAACAUCGGGACAGUGUAGAUCUGCCUUUUAAAUGAGCAUUUUUUUUUCUUGCAGAUAUAAAUUUUACAUUGCGUAUCUGUAUUUUUGUUGAGUAUUAUUUUUCUUGAUUGAAUUAAAUGAAUUAUUAUCAUUUUUUCUUUAAUAAAUAUAAUGCAUAUGUUUAUUUUGUAAACACUGAUGUUAGACAGACGUUUUUAUAAUUAUUAUUAUUUUAUUUGCAGACGAUAAAAUAUCAAUGUCAAUAAAAUUUUAAUCUUCUAAUUGAAGAUAUCAUAGACAAGUAGUUUAAUUCAUUAUCAAACACACGUGUUAGAUUUUAAUUCUAUAAAUUAUCUUGUCAUGUUAUAAAUGUAAACAGUCAUAUCUUUAACAAUUUUUUUGUCGUUUGCAUUAUUUGUUGGAGGAAAAAUUUUAAAUAGUAAAAUGAGUUUAAAAAUUAAAAAAGUUCAAGUUAAUUUUACAAGUGCCAGUUUGUAUUUUAAAAACUGACAUGAUAAUUUAACUGGGCUUAUAAGUAGCACAUGCAAUCAGUUGAUGACAUGUGAAACAAUUGUUACCACAAAAUAUUUACCUACUGUUGUGUCUUGUGUAACAAAAUUAGGGUCUAGAUGACAGAGAAUAUUUAAUUAAACGAGUGGAAGUGAAUGUUGUUUCCCAGAGCAAUCCAAAGUUUUGAAAACAAAGUAAAACCACUAAAUGAAUAAUAUAGUUUAUACUCGACAAUUGUUAUAUCUUCAAUUUUACACAUUUGUUUUGAAUUUAACCACGAAAAAAAGAAAAAGAAAACAUCAAAUACUUGAUUUUUUCAUAUACAAAGUUGAAAAAAAACAUGUAAAAUUAAAAAAAUUUAUAUGAAUGUUAAAAAUUAAAUAUUUGUAUAAAUUAAAUUAUCAAAUUAAAAAAAAAUGUUGAAUUUUAUAUUUUUUAAUUAUACGUAAAUUUAAAAAUUAAAUUAAAAAAAUAAUUUUAAAAUUAUAUUGAAUUUUUAUAAAUAAAAUUAAAUAACUGAAAAUAAAUGAAAAAAUUUUUUUGAAGAAAGAUAUUUUUAUAAUUAAUUAUUUGAGAUUAAAUUUGUCGACUUUAUGAGAUGAAAUAGCGACAACAUCCUGAAGAUUUGAUGCGGAUGUUGUCAAGUUAAAUCGAAAUAUCAGUUAAUUACUGAAGAGUUUCUAUCCAAUCAUAUUAAGAUUGUCCCGACUGAGUUGGUCGAGCAGAUUUGACAGUCUAAUUAUUAUUUUACCCUGAUUUCUCUGCCGAAAUAUAUAAUCAUAUUAUCAAUAUGCUUUCUAUUUUGAUAUCCCAUCAUCAAUCUUUCAACAAGUAAAACUUAUUUUAGAAUAAAAAUUUGUUUGCUUACUGUUUUAAAAAUAUGUAUAUCAAUCAUUUCUCUAAAGUUUUUCGAGGAUAAAAAGAUCUUCAUGAGAUCAUCCGUAAAAACAAGAGUUAUAAAUAAUUUUAAAAAUUAAAAAAAAAAUUAAAUAAUCUUGAUAAAAAAUCUGUAACUUUGAAAAUUAUUUAUAAUUUUUAUUUUGUAUAUAAAUUUUAUGACUUUUGAAUAAUUAUUUUUGUGAAUUUAAAAUUUAUUAAAGUUGAUAUAUUUAUUAAUAUUUAAUUUAAGUUAUUGCAUUUAUCGCAAGACAUAAUUUAAUUUUUAAUGAACGGCUAAUGUGAGAUUGUAAAUUUAUCAAAAAUAUUAAGUGUAUCAUCGAUGAUAUUUUUUGAACUUUUAAUCUUAUAAUUGUCUGAUUAAGACACAACUGGGCAUGUGUGACUUUAUCUGGCUCAAAUAUAAUGACUUCUUUGACACUUUAACACUCGAGAUUUAUCUUUCACUCUGUCAAAUAAUGACAUUUAUUACUUUUUUUAUCACAGAGUAUUCGCGUCAAUACGCACUUGCAUUCUAUUUAAAGACAAUAUCAACAUUACUUAUAAAAAACUUAAUGAAAUCAAUUGAUAAUAAUAUCUG